This is a messenger RNA of Tribolium castaneum (red flour beetle), 2496 nucleotides long. RefSeq names its product SH3 and PX domain containing 1 (gene SH3PX1). Gene Ontology annotation, cellular component: cytoplasmic vesicle; plasma membrane. The record is from RefSeq and is a predicted model, not a curated record. The transcript is spliced from 3 exons. Gene Ontology annotation, biological process: endocytosis; plasma membrane tubulation; endosomal transport. Gene Ontology annotation, molecular function: phosphatidylinositol binding; protein binding. The coding region runs from base 655 to 2256 and encodes 533 amino acids. Lineage: Eukaryota; Metazoa; Arthropoda; Insecta; Coleoptera; Tenebrionidae.
UACUCCUUAAGUAGUCCGUAGUGCAUUUUUACCAAUCAAUCACUUCUUAAUGUUUUAUUCAUGUGAAUAGAAGAGGCGUACAUAAUUAUUUGUGAACAAACUGAGUCCGCUCGAUCUGAUCUCUGAUGUAAAUGUUUAUAACUGAAAAUAUAUGCAGCAGUAAAUGGUUCCCGACCAUUUCAAUAGCCAAAUAAGCAGAUGCUCCAUAAAACAACCAGAUAAAACGAAAAGGCGGCACCGCUUAUUUUUUCAAUGCAUUUGUUUAGUGUUUAUGGAACGAAAUAUGACUCAACAACCUGUCGAUUGAUUACAAUCCGACCUUGUACCGCAAACAGCGAAAUUAAUGUUGUUGUGUAGUGUACCCGCUUGUUGUAAGUGGCGCCCUCACACGUGCCUCGCAGUAACCACCUGCAGUUGUCAGGAAAGUGAUGACGAUCGCUAAAGAUAAAUAAAUCCGCCUAAAAACAUCGUACAACUUCCACUUUCCUCGAAAAUCGAGCUUAAAUUGCCAUCCGUGCGCGAAAAGUGCCUUAAACCUGGGUGUGGUGUUGUGCGUUCAACUGUCAAUUUAUAGGUUAUCCAAGUGUCAUCGUGAAAGUUCAAAGCCUCCCACUUAAUGCCACCGUCUGACAUUUCCGAGUGAAUCCCUUCGUAAUGGCCCUAUUCAAAGUCCAAGCACUUUACGAUUUCGUCGGCGAGUCCAAUACUGCCGAGCUCUCAAUUACGACCGGCGAAGUGCUAACGGUUACGAGAACUGACAUCGGCGAGGGCUGGUGGGAAGGACUGAACUCGCGGGGGCAGUCGGGGCUCUUCCCCGAGGCCUAUGUGGCCAAGAUAGAGGAGACGGCGCCCCCGAACAUGCCGCCCCCGGCCCUGCCGCCGCAGAACGACUGGACGGGGGCUCAGCAAGACGACGAUUGGGACGAUGAGUGGGACAAUGAUGACACAUACAGCGAGAUCGCUAAUAAUGCACAAAGGGAGCCCCAUUACACUAACGAGCCCAACCAGAAUCAGUUCGCCUAUGGGAGCGGACAAGUGGAUAAUAUUUCGGAAAGUAGCUAUAAUGUGGAUAACAGAGUCACCAAGAAGAGUUUAAAUAUUUUCUCGUCGUAUGUGAAAAGUGGAUUAGAAAGCUAUAUUUUCGGCACGUUAAAAGACAUCCCAUCCCACACAAAAAUUCGAAUAUUUCGAGAAAACGACAACGUGUUCCGAUGGGAACUGAUCUCGGACCCGUACACGGUCCAAGUGACCUCACCAAAAAAAGCGUCAAAAAUGGGCGGCCUCAAAUCAUUCAUCGCAUAUCAAUUAACACCAUCGUUCACCGGAAUCGAAGUAUCCCGCCGUUACAAACACUUCGACUGGCUGCACGACCGCCUCUCCGAAAAGUUCAACAUAAUCGCAAUUCCUCCGCUACCGGAUAAACAGAUUUCGGGCCGGUAUGAGGAGCAUUUCAUCGAGCACCGGAGAGUGCAGCUGCAGGAGUUUGUCAAUUACGUGUGUCGACAUCCAGUUCUGUCGACUUGCGACGUUUGGAGGCAUUUUCUCACCUGCACUAACGAAAAACAGUGGAAGGAAGGCAAGAGAAAAGCGGAGAAAGACCAGUUAGUCGGGGCGAACUUUUGCCUGUGCAUCGAGGCCCCAGAUAAGGACUUGUUAGCGUCGACUAUUGAAAGUAAAAUUGAGAGUAGCAUAUCGUACAUUAACCAAAUGGACCAGUGCAUCAAGGGCUUGAUGCAGACGGCGUCCGAUCAGCAGAAAAAAUGCGAGAAUUUGUAUAAAAGAGAACAUACGAAAAUUGGCGAGAGCUUUUUCCAGCUCGGGGUCGCGUUCGAGCACAGGGAAGGUGGAUUGUUCUCGGAUUUGGCCACAGAUGUGAAGAAAAUUGGGACCACUUAUAUUGAAAUCGCCAAGUUGUGCGAAGAUCAGGCGAAAAUCGAUUGGCAGCCGCUAACCGAUAAGUUGUACCUCUACAGGGGGAUCACGAGUUCGUACCCCGAUAUUUUCUCGAUGCAAAAACACGCCGAACAAAAGAAGAAGGAGUGUGAAAGGAACACGCAGUUCUCACACCAGCAAAUCACUGAAGUUAGGAAGCGCACCGAUGUUCUGACUUACUCGGUUUUCGCCGAACUCGACCAUUUCCAGGCUGAGAUGAACACCGAAUUUCGGUCAGCCAUGCGGUCGUUUUUGCAAGAACAGGUCAACUAUUACAAAAAUGUAGUGAGCAGAUUGGAAGACACCUUGAGGAAGUUUGAGUAGUUUUUCUUGCCUUGUUAUCAUCUAUCGUGUUUAUUUCCAAGCCAAAACAAUUGUGAUUUAACUUUUUAUUAUAUAAUCUGUUAUAUGUUUAUCCUUACGUGCUGUGUAUAUUAUGGAAAUUCCAACGUUUACAUUAAUUUUUAUUUAAUAGAAUCACCGAGACAUAUUUUGUACAUGAAAUGUAAUUGUAUAUUUCUAUAUAUUUUGUUAAGUCAGAUGUAAUAAAUGUGCUUACACGAA